AACCAUCUUCUCCGAUCACAAUAACCGUUUCCCCCUCCCUAGGGUUCCUACGGUCGUCGCCGUCGUUCUCAACCAUUUCAUCUCUCUUAAUUUCUCAUGGUAGAAGAGGAAUUGGACGGUGUCGUUUAUCUUCAUGGAGAUCUCGACCUUAAAAUCAUCGAGGCUCGUGCCUUACCUAACAUGGAUUUACUAACUGAAAGAAUCCGUCAAUGUUUCACCGCUUUCGAUUCUUGCCGAAAACCUUUCGCCGCCAGACGUAAACGUCAGCAGGCUCAACGCGACCAUCGCAAAAUCAUCACCAGCGAUCCGUACGUUACCGUAUGUCUCGCCGGAGCUACAGUGGCUCGUACACGCGUGAUUUCGAACUGUCAGAAUCCGGUAUGGAAAGAGAAUUUCAUUAUCCCUUUAGCGCAUCCAGUUUCGUUGGUUGAGUUUCAGGUGAAAGAUAAUGAUGUAUUCGGAGCAGAUCUGAUUGGAAUCGCGACUAUUUCUGCUGAAAGGAUUAAAACUGGUGAGAUGAUUAACGAAUGGGUGCCUAUAAUUGGAUCUAAUGGUAAACCGCCGAAACCUAAUUCUGCUGUACGGCUUCAGAUGCAGUUUAUUCAAUGUGAUCGGAAUCCGGCUUAUAGUCAUGGAAAUGCGCCGGAUACAGAGAGGUUUGAGGUGAAGCAGAGUUAUUUUCCUGUGCGACGUGGAGGUUUGGUAACUUUGUAUCAGGAUGCUCAUGUUCCUGAUGGUAUGCUUCCUGAGAUUAAAGUGGACGGUGGGAUGGAUUUUAAGCAUGAGAAUUGUUGGGAAGAUAUAUGUCAUGCAAUAUUGGAGGCUCAUCAUCUUGUUUAUAUUGUGGGGUGGUCGAUAUUCCAUAAGGUGAAGUUGGUUAGAGAACCGAGCAAGCCAUUGCCGAGCGGUGGAAAUCUCAUACUUGGGGAUUUGUUGAAGUAUAAAUCGCAGGAAGGCGUUAGAGUCUUAUUGUUGGUUUGGGAUGAUAAAACUUCUCAUAGCAAAUUCUUCAUUAAUACGGCUGGAGUAAUGCAAACUCACGACGAAGAAACUCGUAAGUUUUUCAAACACUCGUCAGUGACUUGUGUUUUGGCGCCUCGUUAUGCAAGCAGUAAACUUAGCAUUUUCAAGCAACAGGUUGUUGGGACUCUAUAUACACACCAUCAGAAAUGUGUAAUAGUUGAUACACAAGCACAUGGAAACAACAGAAAAAUCACUUCUUUUCUAGGCGGUUUGGACCUCUGUGAUGGCCGUUAUGAUACCCCUGAUCACAGAUUAUUUACUGAUCUCAAUACUGUCUUUAAAGAUGAUUAUCAUAACCCUUCAUUUUCAGCAGGAACUAAGGGACCAAGACAACCAUGGCAUGAUUUGCAUUGUAAAAUAGAAGGGCCAGCAUCAUAUGAUGUCCUUCAAAACUUUGAGCAGAGAUGGAGAAAAGCCACAAAAUGGUCAGAAUUUGGUAAGCGUUUUAAAAAGAUGGCUCAUUGGCAUGAAGAUGCUUUGCUUAAAGUAGAAAGGAUUUCAUGGAUUCUCAGCCCUUCCGCAUCUGUUCCAUGUAAUGAUCCUCAAUUGUGGGUUUCCAAGGAGGAGGAUCCUGAGAACUGGCAUGUUCAGAUUUUCAGAUCCAUAGAUUCAGGUUCUGUGAAAGGGUUUCCUAAGCAAGUUCAAUUAGCAGAGUCACAGAAUCUAGUGUGUGCAAAGAAUAUGGUAAUUGACAGAAGCAUUCAGACAGCGUAUGUUCAAGCGAUAAGAUCGGCACAGCAUUUCAUUUAUAUCGAAAACCAAUAUUUUCUUGGCUCCUCUUAUGCCUGGCCCUCCUACAAAGAUGCAGGAGCUGACAAUCUAAUACCGAUGGAGAUAGCAUUGAAGAUUGCUAGUAAAAUAAGAGCAAAGGAGAGAUUUGCAGUUUAUGUGGUUAUCCCAAUGUGGCCAGAGGGAGUUCCCUCUUCUGCUGCUGUUCAAGAAAUUCUCUAUUGGCAGGGACAAACCAUGCAAAUGAUGUAUGACAUUAUUGCUAAAGAGUUGAAAUUCAUGAACAUUAAAGAUGCACAUCCUCAAGACUACCUUAAUUUUUACUGCCUUGGUAAACGUGAAGAAUCUCCAUUGGAAAAUUCCCAAUCCAGCGACCAAUCUUCUAAAGGAGAAACGAUUUCAGCUUCCCAGAAAUCUGGACGAUUUAUGAUCUAUGUACAUGCAAAGGGGAUCAUAGUAGAUGAUGAGUAUGUAAUUUUGGGAUCUGCAAAUAUAAACCAGAGAUCUAUGGCGGGUUCAAGAGACACAGAGAUAGCUAUGGGUGCGUAUCAACCCCAUCAUACAUGGACUAAGAAUAAUCAUAUGCAUCCCCAUGGCCAGAUAUACGGAUACAGAAUGUCGUUAUGGGCAGAACACCUAGAGAGUAUCGACUACUGCUUCAAUCAUCCCCAAAGUUUGGAUUGCUUGAGAAUCGUGAACAAGAUUGCGAAUGAUAAUUGGGCUAAAUAUGUAGCCGAUAAAUUCACUCCCAUGGUGGGACAUCUAAUUAAAUACCCAAUUGAAGUUUCCUCUGACGGUGAAAUUGGCAAUUUGCCUGGCCACGAGUAUUUCCCCGAUCUUGGUGGACGUAUUCUUGGUGGGAGAACCAACCUCCCGGACGCCUUAACCACUUAACACCGUUCAAUCUUCUUCUUUAUUUUUUCUCGGCAAAUGAGCGUUGAGAAAACGUAAUGCCGAUGUACUUGAGCCUAACUUAACUAAAUAAUAUAUAUUAUAUUAUAUAUAGAAGGCAUCCAAGAUCACAAUAAUGAUCAAGUUAAGCUUUGUAUAACGAUUCAUAUAUCAUACAAA
Impatiens glandulifera is the source of this 2823-nucleotide messenger RNA. Its product is annotated as phospholipase D delta-like. The record is from RefSeq and is a predicted model, not a curated record. The transcript has 10 exons. Bases 97 to 2646 code for a protein of 849 amino acids. Gene Ontology annotation, molecular function: D-type glycerophospholipase activity; calcium ion binding. NCBI's taxonomy places the organism in Eukaryota, Viridiplantae, Streptophyta, Magnoliopsida, Ericales, Balsaminaceae. Gene Ontology annotation, biological process: phosphatidylcholine metabolic process; phospholipid catabolic process. Gene Ontology annotation, cellular component: plasma membrane.